Messenger RNA from Penicillium verhagenii, 951 nucleotides. RefSeq names its product DUF2841 domain-containing protein. The record is from RefSeq and is a predicted model, not a curated record. The transcript is spliced from 3 exons. The coding region runs from base 1 to 951 and encodes 316 amino acids. Lineage: Eukaryota; Fungi; Ascomycota; Eurotiomycetes; Eurotiales; Aspergillaceae.
AUGACAACUAUAUCAAUUAACGACAAGACAUUUCUUCGUCGAUACUACGAGAAGGUUUUCCAAAAUCUUCAACAAUUCAAUUGUCGAAUUAUUGCAAAGGUCUAUGUCAAACUUGUCGAACCACGAAAACAGGUCAAAUACCCAUAUAAUGGAAGCAAGCUUGUGGAAGGGAAUGUCACACGGUUUAGCUCCGAAGAGACUAAACCACCCUGGUGGCCUCCCAGUGUGAGUCACAAAGAGCCUGACCAUCUCCGGAAAGCUGGUGUCAACAAAGCUAAUUCUGAGGAAGAACGAAUUGCCCUUCUCAUCCACAUUCUCUGUGAUAUGCAUAUAAGUCACGGUAUCACAGCUCGAAGGCUUAAGAGUGCAGAGCAGGUUGUUCGAAGACAAAUUGUCCCGAGUGAACGACUGCAGCUCCUGGACGAACUUUAUCGCGUCCGAGAAUUGGAGGAAAAUAUGCCUAAAAAGAAAAGUACAGAUGAGACUAUAUCAACUUCAAUCUUGCUAUCCAAUCUACCCGACAUGGAAAAUAUCACCCAAAUUGAUCACAAUGGACGACAGAGCUCCAAAACCAACGAAUUACAGCUAUACAAGCAGCAUUCCCAGGUCUUGCCCAUGGACAACAAUCUUUUGGGAGAAGAAAAUGAAUUAAAUUUCUCCACUGGUCAGCAUAAUCUUGCGAACUUUGGGCCUGGCUCCAUAUCGCCCUGUCCUUGGACUCAAGAUCCAACGCCAAAGCGUUUGUGUAUUGAUAGAGGUGACUCAAAUCCUAUGAAGAGUCUCUUCACAGAGUUUGAACUUGCUGGCUCGUUUGUCGGUCGGCCAUCAUUACAUGACACUUUCGAGGAUUCAAAUUCAUCACAAACCCAGGCACCAAUGGACUGGUUAGUUAGUCAUGCCUGUCCUGACUUGUUUCAGGACCAAAUAGAGACUUUGUCAUUGGGUUUUUAA